Molecule: messenger RNA, 1572 nt
Organism: Hibiscus syriacus
Lineage: Eukaryota; Viridiplantae; Streptophyta; Magnoliopsida; Malvales; Malvaceae
Product: metal tolerance protein C2-like
Exons: 10
Coding region: 26-1369 (447 amino acids)
Biological process (GO): intracellular zinc ion homeostasis; zinc ion transport; transmembrane transport
Cellular component (GO): Golgi apparatus; membrane
Molecular function (GO): zinc ion transmembrane transporter activity
Source: RefSeq, a predicted model, not a curated record
CUCACGCUAGCUACUCUAGACAUCAAUGUACAGUUACCCAAUCUCUCAGUGUACUUGGACUCCUAAGUCUUCUCUUCCGCCAUUAACUCAUUGCCUAAAUCAGCAGUCUUUCAAAAUCUUAUUAAUUUCUCAUUUUAGAAAACAAAUUCGUGUUUAUUAUUAUAUAGAAGAAACAGAAAUGGAGAAAAACGAAUCGUUCAAAAACUACUCUCAAGAGCCCGAUUCCCCUCAUCCAUGGAACGCCGAUUUCGGAUUCAACAACGCGACCGAUCGGCGUUACGUGUUUUCGCGGCAACAGUCGUUUAAACAGCCAAUUAGAGAUCUCCAAACCCCCAACUUUUCCAACGAUUCCACGAAGCCUUUUCUACCGAGGAAUGUCUCGAGCAUCGAUAUACCCCCAGGGUUUUACUCUUUUGACCAUGUCAAGGAAGGAGUUUUCGAAGCCAAAGGACAGGAAUCGGCGGAUAAAUUAUCGGUUUUGUGGGUUUUUCGGGUUAUGAGAACAGGUAAUCGGCAAAUGAAGAGGUUGCUGAUUAUGAUUUCACUUAAUGUGGCGUAUUCGACUGCUGAAUUGAUGAUUGGGCUCUUUACCGGCCGUGUUGGUUUGGUAUCUGAUGCAUUUCAUUUGACGUUUGGCUGUGGUCUCCUGACAUUUUCAUUGUUUGCAAUGGCUGCUUCUCGAAGAAAGCCUAACAGUGUUUAUACUUAUGGGUACCAAAGACUUGAAGUAUUGUCAGCAUUCACCAAUGCUCUAUUUCUAUUGUUCUUGUCAUUCUCCUUAGCUGUGGAAGCACUUCACGCUUUCAUCCAAGAUGAAUCAGAGCACAAGCAUUAUUUGAUUGUUUCAGCAGUGGCAAAUCUGUUGGUGAAUUUAUUGGGCGUUUGGUUCUUUAGAAAUUAUGCUCGAAUCAAUCUUGCAUACAGUAAGCCUGAAGAUAUGAAUUACCAUUCAGUUUGCUUGCAUGUUCUUGCAGAUUCCAUUCGCAGUGCAGGUUUGAUAUUGGCAUCCUGGUUUCUCUCUCUUGGGGUUAAUAAUGCUGAAGUUUUGUGCUCGGGAUUAGUUUCGGUUGCAGUCUUUAUGCUAGUUAUGCCUCUAUUUAAAACUACUGGUGGUAUCUUGCUUCAGACGGCACCACCGAAUAUUUCAUCUUCAGCCUUGUGCAAAUGCUGGCGACAGAUUGUUUCUCAUGAAGAUGUUACAGAAGUAUCUCAAGCUCGGUUUUGGGAACUAGUGCCUGGUCAAGUUGUUGGAUCCCUUUCACUUCAGGUGAAGAAAGAGAUGGAUGAUCGGCGUACACUAGAGUAUGUGCAUGGUUUAUACCAUGAGUUGGGAAUACAUGAUUUGACAGUGCAAACUGAUUAUGUAUGAGCAUCAUCAUCCCCUUUGCUCUUUUGUUGUCGUUGUAUCUAUGGGAAAAGAACCUAUAUAUGAGUUGGGAAUACAUGAUUUGACAGUGCAAACUGAUUAUGUAUGAGCAUCAUCAUCCCCUUUGCUCUUUUGUUGUCAUUGUAUCUAUGGGAAAAGAACCUAUAUAUGUUGUAGUCAUUUUGUCAUCUCAAAUGGAUAGAUUA